Messenger RNA from Canariomyces notabilis, 4094 nucleotides. RefSeq names its product P-loop containing nucleoside triphosphate hydrolase protein. Gene Ontology annotation, biological process: interstrand cross-link repair; double-strand break repair via synthesis-dependent strand annealing. The coding region runs from base 317 to 3619 and encodes 1100 amino acids. Gene Ontology annotation, molecular function: four-way junction helicase activity; ATP binding; hydrolase activity. The record is from RefSeq and is a predicted model, not a curated record. NCBI's taxonomy places the organism in Eukaryota, Fungi, Ascomycota, Sordariomycetes, Sordariales, Chaetomiaceae. The transcript has a single exon.
ACGAGCUGGCCCCAUUAGGGCCCGGGCAAGCGUCACUCAACUAGCGCAAGAGUCAUGAAUCUGUGAUUAACAGUAGAUUUACUCAGCUUGAAAAUACAGCUUGGACAGAAAUGGCUGCUGGUUUUGCCACUUAGAACUUCUUUUUCCGUCUAAUCUCGUUCCAUUACUUCCAUUCCGUCCUUUGUUCUAUCUCUAUUUAUGGUCCAGGACUCCUAUUCAUGGUCCGUGCAUUCCAGGACGAGCACCCAAGACAAGGACAAGGACAAGGACAGCAACAAUGGACAAUGACGAAUUUGACGAUACCCUCGAUGAGGACAUGAUCCUCGCCCUCAGUCAGGCCGCGGAUACUGCAGCCGCCGCCGCCGCAGCCGCGACAGCGCUUCCCAGAGGGGUGAGCCGAAUACAGGCCGCCACCGACAGCGGCAACUCUGCAAGAGCGCAGCUUCAGCCUCGUCCCCGCGCUUUUGGAGCGCCACAUUCGACUGCCGCAAACAACAGGAGCCGAAUGAGACCCCUAGAAACUUCAGAUUCAGACGAUGCAUUCCAGAGCGCAGCAGAAAGACCCAGCCUUGUCCCUUCUCGAGCCCUACAGAGACAGCCAUCACAGACCCAGAACCUCCGACAAACGACGCUGUGGGGAAGCACUCUUCGAGAAGGUCAGCGUCCACCCCCAUCGCAGCCGCCUAACAGUCGCCCGUUCCGUUCGGACCUGCCCCCCGAAGCCCCGACUCACCACGAACUCAACCAUGCUGAACUGGCGACUUGGGUGUAUCCUCUGAAUCUGGGCCCCAUUCGCGACUAUCAAUUCAGCAUAGUCAAGAAUGGCCUUUUCAACAACACACUCGUGGCCCUGCCCACCGGUCUGGGUAAAACCUUCAUAGCCGCCACCGUCAUGCUCAACUAUUAUCGCUGGACAAAGCGUGCCAAGAUAGUCUUUGUGGCGCCCACGAAGCCAUUGGCCGCCCAGCAGGUCCAGGCUUGUCUCAACGUUGCCGGCAUACCACGGUCUCAGGCGACGCUCCUCACGGGAGAGACACCUCCGGGAUUGCGCGAAGGAGAGUGGCUGAACAAGCGGCUCUUCUUCAUGACCCCCCAGACCCUGAUAAACGACCUUUCCAAAGGCUACGCCGAGCCCAAAUCUAUCGUCCUGCUCGUCAUUGAUGAGGCUCACCGCGCCACUGGCGACUACGCCUACGUCAAGGUUGUCGAGUUUAUCAGACGGUUUUCCAAAAGCUUUCGGGUGCUCGCCCUGACAGCGACCCCAGGGUCGACAGUUGAGGGCGUACAGGACGUCAUUGAUAACCUCGGCAUCUCCCACGUGGAAAUCAGGACUGAGGAAUCUAUCGAUAUUCGGCAAUAUGUCCACUCGCGCAGCAUCGACACGGUGACGUUUGAUCCCUCGGACGAGAUGUUGGAGGUGAGGGACCUGUUUUCGAAGGCCUUGAAGCCUUUGGUAGACAAAUUAAGCGCCCAGAACAUCUACUAUGGCAGAGAUCCCAUGAGCCUGACCACUUACGGUCUCCUCAAAUCCAGGCAGGAAUGGAUGGCCGGGCCGGGCAGGCAUGUAAAUCAAGGGACAAAGUUCAUGAUGAUGGCCGUGUUUGGCAUUCUUCAGAGCCUGGCCCAUGCAAUCAAGUUGCUGAACUUCCACGGCAUCAAGCCCUUCUACAACAACCUCGCGGAGUUCCGUGCGACAGAGGAAGGCAAGCCCGGGCAGGGCUCAAAAUUCAAACGCCAGCUUCUCGCAGAUGAAAAUUUUCAGAAAAUGAUGUCUAUGAUUGAGGGCUGGAUGAAGUUGCAAGAAUUCCAUGGCCACCCGAAGCUGGCAUAUCUCUGUGAGGCACUCGUCAACCACUUUGUUGAUGCGGGGGAGGGAUCCAGCACCCGGGCCAUUGUCUUCAGCGAGUACCGGGAUAGCGCCGAAGAAAUUGUCCGCCUUCUCAACCGUCAACCGCUUAUCAAAGCCCACGUAUUUGUUGGGCAAGCUGACUCGAAGAGAAGCGAGGGGAUGAAGCAAAAGCAGCAAAUCGAAACGAUUGAGAAGUUCAAGAGCGGCGGCUUCAAUGUCCUCGUCGCUACUUCCAUUGGCGAAGAGGGUCUCGAUAUUGGCCAGGUCGAUCUCAUCAUCUGCUACGACGCGUCGUCAUCGCCGAUACGUAUGCUGCAACGGAUGGGUCGCACGGGCAGAAAGAGAGCUGGAAACAUUGUGCUUUUGCUAAUGAAAGGCAAGGAGAAGGAUAAGUUUGCAGAAGCAAAAGAUAAUUACCAGAGGAUGCAGCAACUCAUUUGCAAUGGCGACGGCUUCACAUUUCGGCACGAUCUGUCUACGAGAAUCAUUCCGCGCGAUAUCAGGCCCGACGUCGAAAAGCGACUUGUUGACAUACCCAUUGAGAACUCCCAGGACCCGUCCCUCCCAGAGCCCAAGAAGACCGCGGCCGGGCUAAGGAAAAAGCCGGCCAAGAAGAGAUUCCAUAUGCCCGACGGCGUGGAAACGGGCUUUAUGAAGGCCUCGUCCCUUGGCCGACCCGCAGGGCAAGCUAAGCAAGUUGCAAAGGCUUCCAAAAAGCCGGUCGAGACCGAUUUUAUCGUCGACAUACCCGAACUCGACAAGGUCCUUUUGAGCAAGUCGCAGACCGAUAUUUUCCAGAGAGUGUACAAAAGCCUGCCAUUGCGCUCAUACGACAGAUUUGAGCAUAUCGAGGACCUGAGGCUCGAUGCAUACCCCGCCAUGCAGAGGGUGCUCCGGCCUACCGUCCACAUAAAGCACGGAGACUAUACAAAGAGGUGUGUGAGGCUGCUCAAGGUGCUGGGUAACUCGCAAGAGCGGUCGCAGCGUCAGGCACGUCCAUAUGGCACGAGAGACACAUCAUCCUGGCGGACACUACCCGUCAAGCCCUUUGCAGAUGAUUCGGAUGCGGAGACUGUAAAACAGCAAAAGAGUCGACACACAAGCAAUUACAAGAAGGCGAGCAGAUAUGGUAGAGCAGCGCCAGCUUUUGUCGAUGACUGUGAAGAAGAAGAUGAGGAAGGAGACGAGGAGGAUGAUACCACAGAUACAGAGAGGACUCCCAGACUCCCCCGAGACCGCGGUCGCGGCCCGCGAAACAAAGGGCCUUCCAAGCGAGUCCGUGACGAACUGGAAGAUGUUGGUGACGAUUGCACCCGCACUAGCGAUAUGCUUGAGCCGGAAGAUUCUGACAGCGGUGCCGAUCUCGCCGACUUUGUUGUUGGCGAUGAUGAGGUUGUAUUCGUGUCCAGUGCCCAACAGCAGAGAUCAACCGAUCCCAUGACCCCGCAGUCCUCCGGCCUCAGCAUACGACACUUGAUACCCGCCCGGAAGGCCGGUGAAAGUGGUCAGGCUGUCAAAGACAAGCCAUUUUUUGAGCCGAUGCAGUUUGGCCCAACGCAGGAUAGUGACGAUGAAAUGCCUGACCUGGUUGAUUUGGCUAGGAGCGUGUCAGCCAAAAAGAAAAGGGAUUUGGACCGAGGACGGUCAGCGACCAUAUCAUUGGAUGAUGAUGAUGACGAUGGUGACUCUGACGACAGCGUAUCGCUGAGCAGACCGGCUGCCAAGAGGAGGAGGCAGGUUUUGGCUAACAGCGACGACGACGACGAAUGAGUGGAUAGCUUCUAGUAGCUCCAAUAGAAAGCGUCGGUGUUCGAUGGCCGCCGAGGGAGUCGGACGAUAUAGUGCGAUAUAUCACAGCACCGUGGACUAGAGAGGCUCGUAUAAGGACGCGGACGGGUUUGGGCAUUGUGGAGGGAUGAUACCCAGGAGAUGAGGCACUCAGAUUUUCAUCUCCAUGGCGUAGCGGAAAUUUUACAUGACGGGUCGAUAGUACUAGGUUCUUUAAUGGAGGCUGUGCCUUUUGCGAUUCUGUACAGUACACCAUGUUUGGGGUGAUACUUGUCAUUCAAGGCAAGGUAUAUUCGGGACUAACUGCUCUAGUCACAACUUACAACACUCGGCAGGCCCCAGCUCAUUUAUCCGCUGCAGACCUACCUCAGUAGGGGAUAUGGCUACGAGCAAGGCUACACUUCCACACCUCACUUCUCCGGAUCGACACAAUAAUGAGCGUUACAGUUGAUCAAGG